AUGGGACCAAGAACGGAACGGGUACGGCCCGGCCCAGGGUCUCUGCUGGCGGGCGGGAGCCCCUGCGCCGCCCGGCCUGCCCCACCUCUGUGCGGUUGGUCGCACACAGGCCCUUCCCUGUCCCGACAGCGAAUCCCGACCGCGACUCCGCUCGGCGGCUCGCCAACCCCUCCGCCCGCAGCUGCCGCCCGGCCCUGGGGAGCUCGGGGGGGGGACGACGACACACCGAGGAGCAGCUCCCCGGGGCCGAGACGGGCCUUGGCCGAGAAGUUCGAUGAGCCGCUGGCCAUCGCCGUGCAGGGCCUCGGCCCGCGGCAGCAGGUCACGCUGCGGACGUCCUUGCAGGACGAGACCGGCGAGCUCUUCCGGGCCUGCGCCCGCUACCGAGCGGGGGACGACGGGGAGCUGGACCUCGACCGCUGCCCCGCGCUGCCGGGAGGCAGCUUCUCCGGCCUGGAGCCCAUGGGGCUGCUCUGGGCUUUGCAGCCCCAGAAGCCUUUCUGGCGGCUGGUGAAGCGGGACGUGCGGACCCCUCUCCUCCUGCAGCUGGAGGUGUUUGAGGGCCACGGGGACCCCCCCGGGCAGCUCCUGGCACAGGCGCAGCACGAGCGGGUGUUCCUGCGGGACGGGGUCCGGAGAGUCCCCGUGCGAGAGGGGAAGAUCCGUGCGACGCUUUUCCUGCCGCCCGGAAGUGGCCCCUUUCCAGGAAUUAUUGACUUGUAUGGAACUGGAGGAGGACUCCCUGAAUACAGGGCAUGCCUGCUGGCCAACCAUGGCUUUGCUGUGCUGGCUCUGGCUUUCUACGGCUAUGAAGACCUCCCCAAAGACAUGAAGGAAUUCCACCUGGAAUAUUUUGAAGAAGCCGUAAACUAUAUGUUACAACACACCCAGGUUAAAGGUCCAGGGAUUGGGUUGCUUGGAAUCUCGAAGGGGGGUGACCUGUGCCUCUCCAUGGCCUCCUUCCUAAAGGGCAUCACGGCCACCGCCCUUAUCAACGGCUCAGUGGCAAACGUGGGUGCAGUGCUUCGCUACAAGGACAUCACCAUUCCACCCCUUAGUUUCAGUGCAAAACGCAUCAAGGUCAACAAGUCUGGGAUUGCUGAUAUUUUGGAUGUACUGAGCAACCCGCUAGAAGGGCCUGACCGCCAAAGCCUUAUCCCUUUGGAGAAGGCCGAGUGUCGCUUCUUGUUCAUUGUUGGCCAGGAUGAUCGCAACUGGAAAAGCGAAUUCUUUGCAGUUGAGGGGAGCAAACGUUUGCAAGAUCAUGGGAAGGAAAAGCCUGAGAUAGUCUGUUAUCCUCGAGCAGGGCACUACAUUGAACCCCCCUUUUUCCCAAUGUGUGCAGCCUCAAUGCACCUGCUAGUUGGCAUGCCUGUGGCGUGGGGAGGGGAGCCCAAGGCACACUGCGAGGCACAGAUAGAUGCUUGGCAGCAGAUCCUAGCUUUCUUCCGCAAACACCUCUCGGGCAAGCCAUCUGGAAUAUCCAAUAAGAUGUGAUGUGAGUUAGGUUACUUUACAGAUGAAGAUGUUGGUGUUUCAAGUUUGUUUUGUUAAAUGGCUCUGAAUGAGAACAAAGAACAUCAG
This is a messenger RNA of Haliaeetus leucocephalus (bald eagle), 1584 nucleotides long. Its product is annotated as acyl-coenzyme A thioesterase 1-like. Gene Ontology annotation, biological process: fatty acid metabolic process; acyl-CoA metabolic process. The coding region runs from base 1 to 1497 and encodes 498 amino acids. Gene Ontology annotation, molecular function: fatty acyl-CoA hydrolase activity. The transcript is spliced from 4 exons. The record is from RefSeq and is a predicted model, not a curated record. Lineage: Eukaryota; Metazoa; Chordata; Aves; Accipitriformes; Accipitridae.